Molecule: messenger RNA, 1376 nt
Organism: Bombina bombina (fire-bellied toad)
Lineage: Eukaryota; Metazoa; Chordata; Amphibia; Anura; Bombinatoridae
Gene: BAG4
Product: BAG cochaperone 4
Biological process (GO): protein stabilization
Cellular component (GO): cytoplasm; cytosol; nucleus
Molecular function (GO): protein-folding chaperone binding; adenyl-nucleotide exchange factor activity
Source: RefSeq, a predicted model, not a curated record
UUGUAGUUGGUGUACGCUUUGCGCAUGCGACCUUGUCAAAUUGACCUAAGAUAGUUUCAUGUCUGCAUCCCAUAGACCUUUGAUAGGAGGCGGUGGGCUUUAUGUCAAUGGAGGCGGAGAUGUGGUGGCCCCGGUGAACCAGGAGGAAAAAGAGAUGGUGGGUUCUUGGCGGCCUGGAUAUUAUCCACAGGAGGCAAACUGGAACAGAGAAAGAGCAAUGGAUGGAGCUCAGAACUCCACUUAUCCUGCCUAUGAUCCUAACCUUUGGCCUGGGAAUCCUCAGUGUACUUACCCUUCUAAUAUCCAUGGAUGUCAGAGAACACAACCAAAUACAAAUUACUCAUAUGGAAAUCCUUAUCCUCAAGCUCCACUGAAUCCACCAUAUCCAAGUGUCCAUUCAUCAAAUCAAUACUACCAUCCACCACCUCCACAGCCGCCUUACUCCGUAGACCACUACAAGUCAUCAUGUGGGGCUCCACCACCUCCUCCUCAAUGGGGGUACCCUCACAAUACCAGUAACAAUAUUUCUAGGCAACCUCCAUAUCCAGUUCAGGAUCCAUCUCAUACUUUCAGUUACAAUCCACAAACACCUCUCCAAAGUUGUGACUCAGGAACUUUACAACCUGGCUCUGCAGAUCCUAAACCACCAAAUCCACAUUACAGUUCUGCUCCCAAAAUAUAUAAACAGAAGGACUCUGAAACAGACAAAACUGAAAUUAGCAUGAAAGAAAAAAAAUCAGUCACUGAUGACAACCACCCAGGCAUUGUAAAAAUCCGACACAUUUUGGAUAAAGUAGAGGAUCUAGAAAGAGAGGUAGAUGAGUUUGUAGGAAUGAAGACGGAUAUGAGUUAUCGAUGUUUAGAAGAAAUGUUGACGAAAGAAUUAUUGGAACUGGAUUCUGUAGAUACUGGUGGACAAGUUAGUGUGCGCCAAGCAAGAAAAGAAGCUGUGAAAAAACUGCAGCUGAUUCUAGAAAAAUUAGAACGAAAAGGAUUUUAGUUCUGCAGUAAACGUUGAAGCAAAUGGAAAUAAAUUGAGACAUACUGUGAAAAAUAUAAUUUCAAAAAACAAACAUUGUAUACCCAAAGAAGUGGUGUCAAAAAAAAUCAAGAUUAGUGGUAUCAGCUUUCUUAAAAUGCUUAAAAAAAAACACUUGUCCCAGUUUUACAGAAUUCUUUAAAUCUAAACUGAUUGAUGGUAUUGGAUAUAUUUUUUGACUUUGAUAAAGUUGAAUCACAAAAAUGGGUUAUAGUUUUUUGCAGGUAAAACACAUUUUGGGGAAAUAUAGAUUUAUUUGUAAUUAAACUAUAAGGAGCAAAAUCACAAUUACAAAUUAAAUUGUUAACAAUCACAAAUAAAACAUUUUUUUUCUAUA